AAUGGCACAGAAAGCUACCCAUCUGGUGCCCCACACAGCACUUGUUUUACAUUGGCUCCAAAGCACCAUGGUGCACCUGCCCAACAAACUUUGUCUCCAUUUGCUGUGACUGCCGGCAAACUCAGCGUUGCUCCCGGUUCAAAACUAAAGCUUAUGGUGACAUCAACUACUGGAAUACCUUUCAAGGGUUUUGUACUGCAAGCACGAAAGUCAGAAGAUAGUGACUCUGCAAUUGGCGAGUUCACUGCACUGCCAAACCUCACCAAGGCUUUCACCUGUGCAGGAGGCUAUCAGAAUUCUCAGAAUACUGUUACACAUGCAGAUCCAUCAGAACGAGACAGCCUGGAGUUUGAGUGGGAAGCGCCUGACUUCUAUGAGGGUUCCAUAAUAUUUGUUGCUACUGUGGUGCAAGACUUCUCCACUUUCUGGGAAGGUGUGAAGUCUGCGCCUAUAAGUGUUGCAAAACGUGCAGUGGACAACAGUUCACAGUCAACAGGGAUCUCAACCACAAGACAACCGCUUGUUACAACUCUCAGGUCAACUGUCACUCCGCCUUCAGUUCCUACAACUCCGCCAAGAAGGGCGUCUGUUGUGACAGAUCCCAUCUAUAAUGGUUGUGGCACAGAGAAGACAUGUUUUGGAUUUCCGGGUGGCUGUGUGGAAACAAAGUCUUGCAGAGCGGUGGUAUCUUGCUUGGUUCAAGGAGACAGAUAUGAGUUUGAUAUGAAAGCAAGCAAUAGUGCUUAUGUUGCAGUGGGUCUCUCCCAAGAUGUGAAUAUGGGUGAUGACAGUGUUGUGGAAUGUGUACAUGAUGGCACAAGUGGUAACAGUGUAAAUGCUUAUAUGUCUUGGAACUCUGGAAAAGAAAACAGACGACUGAAGGUUCAAGAUGGAAUUUCUCUUAAAAAUUCUUCAUUUGUGGAUGGAACAAUUUACUGCAAAUUCAUGAGAGAUCCUAUUACAAAUGUUGAAAAUACAGAGUUUAAUUUGGCUAAGGACAAGUACCAUUUGUUGGUAGCAGCAGGAUCUAAGGUUCAUGGUGGCAAUGUGGGAUAUCAUGAUGUAGGACGUGCAGCAGCUGAAGUCAGUCAGUCCUUGGCUGAUGUCAGCAUAGCAUCUGUAUCUUCCAACUUGCUACUCAGACUUCAUGGGGCAUUCAUGAUUGGAGCUUGGAUUGGUGCUGCAGGAAUUGGAAUUUUGCUGGCGCGUUACUUCAAGCAGACCUGGGUUGGAAGCCAGCUUUGUGGAAAAGAUCAGUGGUUUGCUUGGCAUCGAAUGUUCAUGGUGUUGACAUGGGGGUUGACAGUGGCUGCCUUUGUUCUGAUCUUCCUCGAAUUGAAAGACUGGUCUGCCGAGGACAAUCCACAUGCAAUUCUUGGAUGUGCAACAACAGCACAAGCAUUUGUGCAACCAUUUGGAGCAGCUUUCCGACCACAUCCCGAUUCAAGACGACGACCCAUCUUCAACUGGCUACAUUGGCUUAUUGGAAAUGCGGCACAUAUUCUUGGCAUUGUGACCAUUUUCUUUGCCACAAAAUUGACAAAAGCUGAGUUGCCUGACUGGAUGGACUGGAUUCUGGUUGGUUAUGUGGCAUUCCAUGUUGCUGUUCAUCUUAUCUUAUCGAUUGCAAGCAUUGCCAGUGAGAGAAACCAUAGCAAGAGAGUGAAUUCAUUUCCUAUGAAGGAGAUGACCUCCAGUCGCAGUCCACUACACUCUUCUGAGAGGAAGCAGGAUUCUCCUGUGAGUCUGCUUUUCUGCAGCCUUCUAAUACUUUCAGAGCCAAGUACUACCUGGGAUGAUUUCAAUAUUCUUCUGCCACUCCCUGAUUCUUAUUUUACAUUACCUCUCUGUCUCUUUAUUCUUCUUUGUGGAUAAGGCUCAUAGCCAUUU
This is a messenger RNA of Zootermopsis nevadensis, 1890 nucleotides long. The record is from RefSeq and is a predicted model, not a curated record. Lineage: Eukaryota; Metazoa; Arthropoda; Insecta; Blattodea; Termopsidae.